UGUCGGUCUGUGGGUACCAUCUACACUCAUACGGUGUGAGUUGUUAUUGAAGAUAAUCCGUGAUCGUAUCGAUUACUUUGUUAUAUUUCUCAGUGAAAACUAAUGGUUUUUUAUGAGAACUUGAAUCGUACGUUAAAUAAAUGUAUUUAUUUUUGAUUUCGUGAGUCUAAGGGAGAAAAUUUCAUUCAUGAAUUUCCGUACAAAAAUAAAUUAGCUUAUCUGUGUUGUUUACAUUGGUUGUGAUCGAUUUUUUAAAUAAUCAUGGCGAAUAACGAUUUGAACGAUGACUUCAAGGGUCCAAGAACAUAUGUAGAACUAUUGAAGGAAAUAUUAAGUCCAGAGUUUGAAACUCAUACCACUAGAGAGCAAAGCAAAGUUGAAAAAAAUGUGCUUGAGUUAUGCAAAGUUAAAAAACCAUUAUUAUCCAGAAAUAGACAUAUUAGUUAUUUAAAAAAAUCAAUCACACAUCUUUCGAAAAAUUAUGAGGCUUUAGAUUGCAGCAGACCAUGGAUAUGUUAUUGGACAUUGCAUUCACUUGAAUUAUUGGGCGAAAGAUUAGACGAUGAUCUUUGCUCCAAUGUUGUUCAGUUUCUAAAUAAGUGUCAAUCACCAACUGGAGGAUUUGGCGGUGGUCCUGGACAAGAUGCUCAUUUAGCAUCGACUUAUGCUGCAGUUAAUGCUCUUUGUGUAAUUGGUAGCAGAGAAGCUUAUAACAUUAUUGAUAGGCAAAAAACUUAUGAAUUUUUAAAAUCACUACGAACAGAUGAAGGAAGUUUUCAUAUGCACGUUAAUGGUGAAAUGGAUAUAAGAGGAGUUUAUUGUGCUUUAGCAGUGGCAAAAUUACUUAAUAUUUAUACACCUGAAUUAUUCAAAGACACUGAAAAAUGGGUAGCAAAAUGUCAAACUUGGGAAGGUGGAUUCGCUGGAUGCCCAGGAAUGGAGGCUCAUGGAGGCUACUCUUUCUGCGGAUUAGCCUCUCUUGUUAUGUUAAACAAAUCAACUGUAUUUAAUUUAUCUGCAUUUAUACGCUGGAUUGUUAAUAAACAAAUGCGAUUAGAAGGAGGAUUCCAAGGUAGAACCAAUAAGUUAGUUGAUGGUUGUUAUUCAUUUUGGCAAGGAGGAGCUUUUCCUCUUAUCAAUUCAAUUUUAGCUGCAGAAAGUAAAACAAAAAAUUUAGAAGCUUAUUGGAUGUUUGACCAAAAAGCACUUCAAGAAUAUCUUUUAAUAUGUUGUCAGGAUCCCUUCGGAGGGAUGUUAGAUAAACCUGGAAAGAAUAGUGAUAUAUAUCACACUUGCUAUUGCCUUAGUGGACUUUCAGUAGCCCAGAAUUCUCCUGAAAAAGUUAUUAUAGAACCUUCUGAGGUGAAUGCAGUUGAAGUAACCCAUCCUGUAUAUAACAUUGUUUUUGAAACUGCUAUGAAAGCAAUAAAAUAUUUCUCUUCCUUACCAUUGCCUGAGAAAUGAAUAGAGUAACACAUUUCACUUCUUUUAUAUUUCAUAUAUAAAUCAUGAUGAUUACUAAAACUUGUAACUAACUGAAAACUUUGAGUGAAAAAAUGUGCAAUUUUUCUUACGACUGUUAAUGUACAUUUUUACUAAUGAAGAUUCAAAGAAUCAAAAAUUAUAAUCAAUUGAUCAAAAUUGUACUAUGUCAUAAACAAAAUUCAUUAAAAUUUGACUAUUUUUAUAAUAAAAAAUGAACAUGGAAAUUAAAAUUUUCUGAUUAAUACGAAUACGAAAUUGAAUUAACUUCAUUUUUAAGUACUUUACAUUAUAAAGUCAUACGUUAUUUAAUUGUUAUUAGUUGGUAAUAAAGUACUAUGAAAGUGUUUGUAUAAAGAAGUUUUAAAACCCAUAAUUUUGUUUUGUAUCAAGAAAUAUGUUCAAAUAAAGAAGUCCAAUUUUUAAAA
Messenger RNA from Trichogramma pretiosum, 1910 nucleotides. RefSeq names its product protein farnesyltransferase subunit beta (gene Fntb). Bases 262 to 1464 code for a protein of 400 amino acids. The transcript is spliced from 6 exons. Gene Ontology annotation, molecular function: protein farnesyltransferase activity. Gene Ontology annotation, biological process: protein farnesylation. Gene Ontology annotation, cellular component: protein farnesyltransferase complex. The record is from RefSeq and is a predicted model, not a curated record. NCBI's taxonomy places the organism in Eukaryota, Metazoa, Arthropoda, Insecta, Hymenoptera, Trichogrammatidae.